Messenger RNA from Paramecium tetraurelia, 1167 nucleotides. RefSeq lists its product as uncharacterized. The transcript is spliced from 2 exons. The record is from RefSeq and is a predicted model, not a curated record. Lineage: Eukaryota; Ciliophora; Oligohymenophorea; Peniculida; Parameciidae.
AUGAUUCAUCAAAAUCUAGCCUUUGGUAAUUUAAUAACUUCUAAUCAAUUGGAAAGGCUUGUAAAACAACAGAAAAUAUUACUCAAAUCUCCACAAGAGAAGAAUGAAAAAAAAAUAAAACCUAAGAAAUUAUUCCGAUCAACGAGUUUCAAGACUGAACAACAUGCAUUAUUAUUGUCAACACCUAAAAAUAGAUCAACUAAGAGUCCUAUGCUAUUGAAACCACCAAUUGAAAAGAAUGCUCUAAAGAGACUCCCUUCUAAACCUAAUCCAUUUGACACAUUGGGCAAGAGCGAAAAAUCAAUUACCAGUACUCAAAGAAGAAGCAGUGCUCCAUUUAUGAAAAUCGCCAGAAGAUGGAGUUAUUAUGAAACUAUGAGUGAAAAAUAAAGACGUCUUAAUAAUAAGGCACCUAAAACUACCAUAAAAUAACACUAUAUAACUGCAGAAAAAGCUAAAAAGAAAAAGCUUAAUCGAUUAAGAUGGCAAUAUAAAUUCAUAAGUAGACUACAAAAAAAUAAACUUAAGAAGCUUCGAAGUAAAACACUCCCUUUGGCUCCAUUCAUUAGAAUGAGACAUACUAGAGCCAAAACAGUGGCUGAAGAAUAACAUCAAGGCCCUAUAUUAAAUUUGGAAGAAUCAUUAAAAAGAAAGAUUGACAUUCUUGUAAUGUAGAGAAAGAGUGCAAUGAGAAGACAUACAUGCUUUUAAAUGCCUAAAAAAAGUGUAUUAGUUUCUAAAGAAAAAUUAAUAAAUUACUAAAAAUAGAUUUCUGAAUACUUAGUCAAAUCGCAAUAAGAAUCAGUUGAAUUUUCUCCUGCUUUGGAUUAAAUUCGAGCAUAUCAAAAAAGAGUGAACUUUACUGAUAGAAAACAAUCCUUAAAAAUAAUCUAGCAAAAAAAGAAGAGCUUUGUAUCAGAAAUGAUUAAAAAACAAUCACAUAGUAUCAUCACGUCUUAUAUAUCAAAUAAGGCUGUAACUUUGAAUUCAGAACAUUAAUCACUUUCAUAUACCCCAUUAAAUUAGUUGAUUUAAAAAAAGUCACACACAAUUCAUGAAAAAAUUGUAAAUAAUUAAUCUUGGUCAGAUAAAACUUUGAUAAAAAGAAGACCAAAUUUAUUAAUCAAAUUAUAACCUUAUUUAUCUAAAUAAGUAGUUGUUAAAUGA